AUGUUAAAUGCGCCUGCGGGCGGUCCCUCACGGCAGCCUCGUGUCGGUGACGCUCGAGGUCUGCUGGGAAACUGUCAACGCACACGACCCUGGGCCGGAGGUACGUUUUCUUCUAUCUUCCUGGACAAGAAGAAUUCGCGUCCCCCGGCAACUAGACGCUCUCCACAGAAGGUCGAGACCGGCUCUGUUCCAAAGAGACGUCCACAAACCAACGCCCGCACCACCACCGCCGCCACCACCGCACAAACACACUCCCCACCCUCGAGGCUCUCCCCUCUUCCCACCCACGCCGGCCCGUCGGCCGCGUGCCGACGACCGACGCUCCACCGACCCUUUCGGCGCAGAGACACAAUGGCAACCACCGUCCGCGCCGACCAGCUGCAGACGCCCGCGCACAACCCCGGCGCAAGCGACGAGACGAUCUGGUCGCCGAUCGACACGCUCGAGUCCGUCGGGAUCCAGCGAGGCGACAUCAAGAAGUUCCAGGAGGCGGGCUACCACACGGCCGACUCAAUCUUGAUGACCUCCGCACGGCACCUCGAGCGGAUCAAGGGCCUAUCCGAGGCCAAGGUGCUCAAGGCGCAGGACAGCGCCGGGAAGGUCUGCAGAAGGCUGGGCUUCCAGUCGGCCCGCGCGGUGCGGGAGAAGCGGCAGUCGGACGUCUUCCACAUUACGACCGGCAGCACGGAGCUGGACAACCUUCUCAAGGGCGGCAUCGAGACGGGCGUCGUCACGGAGAUCGUGGGCGAGUUCCGCACCGGAAAGACGCAGCUCGCGAUGACGCUCGCGGUGACGAGCCUCAUGGCGCAAGAGCAGGCACGCGCCACGCCUCGUGCCCCCUCCCCCCGCCUCCCUCCACAUCUCCGGGCGUCGCGCCGCUCGCAGGGCGGCGGCAACGGUGCGGUCCUCUACCUGGACUCUGAAAACGCCUUCUCGGACGAGCGACUCGCAGAGAUUGCCGACCGGUUCGGCGUAGAUCGCGAUCUGGCCGACGAGAACGUCUUCGUGUCGCUCGUCAUCGUCGACUCCGUCAUGAGUGUGCUGCGGAACGAGUACCAGGGACGAGGCGAGCUCUCGGCACGGCAGCAGAAGCUCUCCCAGAUCCUCUACUCGAUCAAGCGGAUGGCGCAAGAAUUCAACAUCGCGGUUGUCUUGACAAACCAGAUGUGCGCGGAUCCCGGGUGCACUUUCACGAACGACGCCAAGAAGGCUGUUGGCGGACAUGUUCUCGCCCACCUGGUCAACCUUCGCCUCUACCUGCGCAAGGGCCGCGGCGAACAGCGCAUUGCCCGCAUCGACAAGUCGUGCAAGCAUGCCCUUGGCGAAGCCACCUUCGAGCUCUCGGCCGGCGGCAUCAUGGACGUCGCUCAGUGA
Molecule: messenger RNA, 1374 nt
Organism: Emiliania huxleyi CCMP1516
Lineage: Eukaryota; Haptophyta; Isochrysidales; Noelaerhabdaceae
Gene: DMC1
Product: DMC1 DNA recombinase
Exons: 2
Coding region: 1-1374 (457 amino acids)
Biological process (GO): DNA recombinase assembly; DNA repair; DNA strand invasion
Molecular function (GO): double-stranded DNA binding; ATP-dependent DNA damage sensor activity; ATP binding
Source: RefSeq, a predicted model, not a curated record